This is a messenger RNA of Phanerochaete carnosa HHB-10118-sp, 3720 nucleotides long. RefSeq lists its product as uncharacterized. Gene Ontology annotation, molecular function: protein binding. The transcript has 8 exons. Gene Ontology annotation, cellular component: cytoplasm. The record is from RefSeq and is a predicted model, not a curated record. The coding region runs from base 1268 to 3499 and encodes 743 amino acids. Lineage: Eukaryota; Fungi; Basidiomycota; Agaricomycetes; Polyporales; Phanerochaetaceae. Gene Ontology annotation, biological process: response to starvation; autophagy.
CAAUGUUCCAUCUCGGAAGCAGCGAACUGAAGCAUUGCCAAUCAUGUACUCCCACCACCUCCUCGAGGACACCCCGUCGACUUCAGCGGCUUCGUCCCCAGCGGAUCAUCCGCCGGCUCUCGAGACCGCCAUGGCAGGCACUCCGUUCGAUCCGGAGCACGCGUAUACACAUGAGGAGGUAGCACCGAGGGGUGUCGAAGAGGAUCUCUUGGGGUCAGAGCUUGUGGAGCAGGCGCACUUCGACGAGGAACCCCCGCUACCCGUACCACCUCCCGCAGCAACACGUGGCGCAUCUCCCGUCGAAAGGAAGGUUGGGCCUGAGUCGCCGGCGCUGGGCCCAGAACUGCUGGUGGACACGGACUUACCGGAGAGCCCGGAGAUGCAGGAGCGCGGUCAUGUGCGGUCCCCUGUGCUUGCACGGGAGCCCUCUGCCCUAGAGUCCUUCUCGCGUACGAUUCGUGGCUAUGUACCAUCGUCCAUCCCGAUACCGUCUGUCGCCCCGACACCCCCGCGAGUUUCCCGCCCGCUGUCUUUUGGCACGCUCCUAACACCAUCACGUGAUGUCUCCUUACCGUCGCCGUGCAGCCCAGACACAGCCUUCGGAGAGACCACAAAGCGACGUGGGAGCGACGUGAGCACCGUCCAACGCGCCCGGUGGCGUGAGCGGCAGCUUACCUUAGAAGAUUCCGCCGUUUUCAGUCUCGACGAAGAAGUCGUAUCUGAAGCGGUUCAACCGACUUUAGCGGCGCGCUAUCCAAGUUCAAACUCCGGGGAGGACAUCGUGUGGUCGAAAUGGGAUGACUUCGAGGUAAACGGCGUCGGUUCCAGCCGGGUGUUGCUGGUCGGAUAUCACAGCGGGCUGCAAAUGUGGGAUUGUUCCAAUCUCGGGUCUAUCUCUGAGAUUCUGAACCUCUCCGGGCCCGAAUGGUGCAAUAUCCAAAUGGCUGCGGUUCUUCCUAACCCUAAUCCCCUUGUGGCGGGCUCUGUUGAUCCUUUGGCGAACCAGCGUCCUGCAAUCGGCAUAGUUAAGUCCUCAAAGCCGGACCUCGCAGAGUUCCUCGUCUACUCUUUGCGCUCACACUCUAUCGUCAAGUCUGUCAAGUUACCAUCCCUUAUAUCCUUCAGGGCUUCGCCUGAUUUCGUUGUACUGAGUGCGACACAACCUUCUUCACUUCAUAUCUUGUCAUCACGGACUCUCAUUCCACUGUAUACUAUCCCUUCUUCAUCGCUCGUUACAUUCGCACACCGCAUUUCAUCAACGUCAGAAAUGAACACUGUAUUAUCGCCCAACGUAGACCCGUCUCUCCACUCCGUUCAGCACUCAGCGAUACCUUCUCCUAUAUUCUCGCUAUCUAAUCGGCUCCUUGCGUAUGCCUCGCCGCCCCCGAAGCUCGAGUCGCCUCUCGAGUCACCGUCUAGGCUUCCGCGCACGGCUUCCCAGAGCUCUGAUGACAAUGCUCUCAAGUUCCCCACUACCCAAGCCGAGCUUGGCUCCGCGGCGGUGAAGAUCGGGGGCAGCGUCCUAAGCGGCAUGAAGGUCCUCGGUGGCAUGGCGUUUACUGCUGCGCGGGCGGGUGUCUCAGCUGCGGCGACAGCAGCAGAGCGCAGGUAUUCCACUGACGCGAACGCCACCGCUGCCACGCCCGGCAAGUUUUUCUCCAGGAGUGCACCUGCCGCUAGCGGACGAGACGAGCAGCACCAUGCCCGGACAAGUGUUGAUGCCACUUCCGAUACUAUAGAACUCCCCAACGACGAUAAACAAGGUCCAGUCGACGUUGUCCACCACGUCACAGUCGUCGACCUCGCGUCUCUGAUCGCUCCGAACGCUCCGCAAGGGCCUGCACGCGUUGCGGAAUUCCUAAUUGGGAAGGAUCAGCCUAUCAGCCAACUCCAGUUCUCCCCCGAUGGCACGUCGCUCAUGGUUGCAAUGCGCGGUGGACAUGUCAUGAGAGUCUAUCAGCUACGGCCCACACGACGACAUCCCGGCAGUUCUAUGAACGAAGACGUGGGGCUUCGUUCACCGUGGCACGUCUACGAUCUGCGUCGCGGGCGUACGUCAGCUAUCGUCGACAGUCUCACCUGGGAACACGACGGACGCUGGGCGGCCGUUGCAACAGAGAAAGGGACUGUACAUAUUUUUGCCACAAACCCGUACGGUGGACCGUCAGAUGAGAAGAGUCACCUCGACGGACGAGUAAUUAACGCUAGGGAGGUGCAGCCAUUGUCUACGGAGAUCCAUCCUACCGUCCGUUUGCGUGUGCAGCGGCCUCAAGGCCCAGAUACAACCACGGUACCCCUGGCAUUCAUGUUCAUUCCACAGUCAAUGAACUUACCGUCGUCGCUGUCAUCACAACACCCACACUACCAGGACACUUUGCUAUUUGACCCGCGCGAUGGUAUGCUGUCGCUACGGCGGAUCUCGCUGUUGAAGCAGACCCGCGAACGCACUACGUCCACCUUCGGUACCGUGCCGCUUCCCGGAGGUACGAGCAUCUCGCUACCAGGGGUAAGCACCCUCAGCGGCGCGCAGGCCCCAGCCGGAACUGCUCGCACGCCGUCCGCGCUGACGAAGAUGAUGGCGCGUUCGACGGAGCUUGUCGCGAACGAGAAUGUCGUUGCGACCUGGAUGCUGCGCAGGUCGAAGGACUGGAGGGAGAUCCGACGCUCGCUGCGUACACCUCAGUCUUGGAGGCGUCUGGCGCAUGUCGCCAAGCCUGACUGGAUCGCACAAGCGGAGCUGUCAACGUAUUCGCGGUCGACGCGCAUUGUGCCUCGUUCUCUAUAUCUGGCUCAUCAAUUCUCCUUCUAUAUUCUUGAGGAGGACUACCACGGACUGCUACGCAGCUACAAUUUUGACGUCCCUGCUAGCAAGGUUGAAGUUCGCAGACAGAUUGAAGUCAAUGCAUCGGGCUCGUCAAUGAGCGAGUCCUUCGUCUCUGGCUCUUCGCUUCCGUCGCAGUCGGGCUUCUCUACGUCGUUCGACGAAGCGGUCUCGGCAGACAUGCGAAUGUUGAAGCCGUCGCCACCGGUACUUCCGAUGUAUCCUAAUGGCCCUCCACGCUCAUACAGGAACCCGAUCCCGAUUCGCAACGUCGCGGCGGGAAUCAGCGACGGCAUGUCCGAGGGACUAGGGCGGCUUCGUCGCGAGAUCGGCAAGGUGCGCUCGCCACGCCUCGCACCGAAACGUGACUCGCUUUUGGGAUUGGUGCCACUCGAGUUUGACGAGGAGGACGAGGACUUCGUGCUGCGUGUUCCGGCAAGCAACGCUGACGACCGCGAUGACACCAUGUCACGUGGAACGUCGAGGGAAGGCGCGUCUCUUUCAACACCCUCGACGAACAUCGAGCCGCUGCCAGCCGAGGACGACGAGGACGCAGUCUGGGAGGGCUGGGGACCAGAGGAUAAACAGGCGGUGGAGGAGAUCGAGCAAUUUGAUGACAUUGCAGUUGGUUUCAUGGAUGAGGAUACAGAGCUCGUGCAGCCUGUACGGCGUCGCUGAAUGCUUUCGUCGCCAUUGCCUAGAAGAGCGGCUCGGGCGAGGAGAUGUACGGUAUGAGGCAGAGAGUAAUCCCGGAACAAGCUAUAGCUGUAUAGUUAAUCACAGGAUCAUAGGGCGAGGUAGUAAGUUGUACAACUACAUAUGCUGUGAAGGUAAUGGAGGAGCAUGUAUGGCAUGGAUAGUACCAGUCAGGGAAUGCUAAUGCUCGACAUUUACUGUGC